AUGGGUAACGGUGCGAAGGCUCAGCAGAAGCGCGAGCGCAACCAGAAGGAUUCAAAGGUUGCCAAGUCGCAACUCAAGUCUAAUACCGCCGCUUGCAACAUCGUCUGUAAUGUUUGCAAACAGUCCUUCCUUCAGACCUCCAAAGCUCCUACUUUGACCAUCCAUGCCGAGAAUAAGCACAGCAAGACCUUGGCAGACUGUUUCCCUAACUUCCAGGCUUGA
Scedosporium apiospermum is the source of this 222-nucleotide messenger RNA. RefSeq lists its product as uncharacterized. Lineage: Eukaryota; Fungi; Ascomycota; Sordariomycetes; Microascales; Microascaceae. The record is from RefSeq and is a predicted model, not a curated record. Bases 1 to 222 code for a protein of 73 amino acids. The transcript has 4 exons.